AUCAGUGAACGACAUGCCGCUGAAGCGAGACGAUACUCAGCGAGCGCUGCGGCUGAUGGAGGCCUGCUCCGAUGGGGUCAAAGGGAAGGAGGCGGAGAAACUGCUCAACAUCUUCCAGAGUGACUUGUUUCAGGCGUUGCUCGACAUCCAGGAAUUCUACGAGCUAGCGGUGUGCGAAAGCCACUCGGCGAGCCCCCCGACGACACCUGUCCAGAAGUACCGUUACCAUGACGACGACGACCAGCCGAGCCCCGGAAACAUGACCGAGGGACACGCCCCCGAGUUGCCGCGCGCACACCUGGACACGCUCGCGCAGCCCGCCGCCGCGCUCACCAUGAACGGAUCCGAAGGAGAGCUGGAGUAUGAGGAGAUCACGCUGGAGAGGGGAAACUCCGGUUUGGGCUUCAGCAUCGCGGGAGGAACCGACAACCCUCACAUUGGAGACGACCCGUCCAUUUUCAUCACCAAAAUUAUUCCCGGAGGAGCCGCCGCACAAGAUGGGCGUCUGAGGGUGAACGACAGCAUCGUGUUUGUCAACGACGUGGACGUGCGCGAGGUCACGCACUCGAUAGCCGUGGAGGCCUUGAAAGAGGCGGGGCCCGUCGUGCGGCUCUACGUCCUGAGGCGACGCCCGCUUUCGGAACACGUCACCAAGAUCAAGCUGAUGAAGGGACCUAAAGGUUUAGGCUUCAGCAUCGCCGGUGGGAUCGGCAACCAACACGUGCCGGGAGACAACAGCAUCUACGUCACCAAGAUCAUCGAGGGUGGCGCCGCGCAGCGGGACGGGCGCCUACAGAUCGGCGACAAAAUCCUCGCUGUCAACCAUUUAUCUCUAGAGGAUGUCCUGCACGAAGACGCCGUGUCGGCCCUUAAGAACACGGGCGAGGUGGUCUACCUGAAAGUGGCCACCCCCGCCUCGCAUUACAUUCACCCUUCCGAGCGAUUCAGCCCUCCGGACCUCACCGGCUCCUACAUGGAGCCGGACUACAUGUGCGAUUACCCGCAAGCCCUCCCGCCACCGUCCCCGCGCCGCUACUCUCCGCUCCGCCGCGGCACCAUGGGAGAGGACGACUACGGUCGAGAACCCCGCCGUGUGUGCGUACAGCGCGGCGCCAGUGGCCUGGGUUUCAACAUCGUGGGCGGCGAGGACGGCGAAGGGAUCUUCAUCUCCUUUAUCCUUGCCGGGGGACCGGCGGACCUUAGCGGAGAACUCCAGAAGGGCGACCAGAUCCUCAGCGUGAACGGCGUGGAUCUCCGGUUCGCCACUCAUGAACAGGCCGCGGCGGCCUUGAAGAACGCAGGUCAAAAUGUGACCAUCGUGACACAGUACAGACCUGAAGAAUACAGCCGUUUCGAAGCCAAGAUCCACGAUCUGCGCGAGCAGAUGAUGAACAGCUCGCCAGGGAGCUUGCGAGCCAAUCGCAGCUUCUACGUCAGGGCCUUGUUCGACUACGACAAAACGUGGGACUGCGGUGUCCUGUCCCAAGCACUGGACUUUAACUUUGGGGAGGUCCUUCACGUGAUCGACAGCUCAGACGACGAAUGGUGGCAGGCCAGGCGGGUCAACCAGCAGGGAGAGCUGGAGGAGUUGGGAUACAUCCCUUCCAAACACAGGGUGGAGAGAAAGGAGUGGUCCAGGAUGAAGGUUCAAGGUCUGGUGCAGAGCUACGAAGCAGUCGCGCAGACUGAAGUUGACUACGCCCGACCUGUGAUCGUUCUCGGGCCCACUAAAGACAGAGUCAACGACGACCUGCUCACAGACUUCCCGGACAAGUUCGGUUCCUGUGUUCCACAUACGACUCGUCCCCGAAGGGACUACGAGGUGGACGGGCGCGACUACCACUUUGUGUCGUCGCGCGAACAGAUGGAGCGCGACAUCCAGUCGCAUCACUUCAUCGAGGCGGGCCAGUACAACAACCACCUGUACGGCACGUCGGUGCAGAGUGUCAGGCAGGUGGCCCGGCAGGGCAAGCACUGCAUCCUGGACGUGUCGGCCAACGCCGUGAGGAGGCUGCAGGCCGCGCAACUCCACCCCAUCGCUAUUUUCAUCCGACCGCAAUCCCUGGAGAACAUCCUCGACCUCAACAAGCGUCUGUCCGAGGAGCAGGCCAGGAAAGUUCUGGAUCGAGCCAUGAAAAUGGAACAGGACUUUCUGGAGUGUUUCACGGCCAUCGUCCACGGGGACAGCUUCGAAGAGGUGUACCACCAGGUCAAAGUUGUCAUCGAGGAACAGAGCGGCCCUUACAUUUGGGUGGUGACCCGCGAGCGGCUCUGAUGGAUCGGCUGCGAUCCCCUUCGUCCCCUUGCCCCUCCCGUGCGCAUGUUGCGUAUCCAUGGCGACACCGGAGCGGGACAAGUAUGAUCAGUGUAGAGUGUAGGUAACGUGUUUAUAUUCUGCUAUUUAUUUAUGGAUUGAUUGAUGGAUGUGCUAUACACACUGUGUGCGUGUGGAAAUACUACAAUGGGGCUCAAACACACUCACACACAUAUACACACACAGUGAAUUCAGGGCUUUGAGAUCACACGAUGCUUUGCUUUGAGCACAACACGUUCAUGUCCCACCCCCUACCGAUGAACUACGUAUCCCACAAUCCCUUAGUGCAACGACAACAACAACACUGUGGCCACCUCAACCUGUACAGCACAGAGACUCCGUGAGCUAAGGACUGUAUAUUACCCAAUGAGUUCCCCCUGCGUCCACUCCGCGCCAGGAAAAACGGCGAACAAAUUCGUGGACAUCUUGGAAUAAAUUGCUAAGAAAAGACGUCUCUCGACUCGUCACUCCGCGCAAACGGGACGGAAUACCGCAACGAUUCAGUGCACCAGUAGUGGAAAAAAGAAAAAGGCAACACGACAAAGUCUCAAAAGUUUAUUUGUGAAAUGCAAAGCAAAGGAAUGAAGGUUCAUCUGAUUUUGAGCUACAAUGAUCGUGAUUUAUAUAGUUUUACCUAAAGCGGACUGAUUUCCUACUGAUCUGUUCCUGUGAAGGUUAGACUUUUUUAGAGACUGCUAAAAAAGAAUUUGGCAUAUGGCAAAAUGAAUUUUGGCAUAUGGCA
Messenger RNA from Corythoichthys intestinalis (scribbled pipefish), 3056 nucleotides. Its product is annotated as disks large homolog 4-like. Gene Ontology annotation, cellular component: basolateral plasma membrane; postsynaptic density membrane; neuron projection. The record is from RefSeq and is a predicted model, not a curated record. Gene Ontology annotation, biological process: establishment or maintenance of epithelial cell apical/basal polarity; cell-cell adhesion; AMPA glutamate receptor clustering. Gene Ontology annotation, molecular function: kinase binding. The transcript is spliced from 20 exons. Bases 14 to 2275 code for a protein of 753 amino acids. NCBI's taxonomy places the organism in Eukaryota, Metazoa, Chordata, Actinopteri, Syngnathiformes, Syngnathidae.